Molecule: messenger RNA, 2760 nt
Organism: Desarmillaria tabescens
Lineage: Eukaryota; Fungi; Basidiomycota; Agaricomycetes; Agaricales; Physalacriaceae
Product: RNA pol II promoter Fmp27 protein domain-containing protein
Exons: 13
Coding region: 1-2760 (919 amino acids)
Source: RefSeq, a predicted model, not a curated record
AUGACAUGGGUGUAUCUUUCGUCCCCUGGCAAACCGUUGGAACGGAAGAUGAAGGUGGAAAGUGGAAAGAGAUCAUAUUACCUUCAGGGUUGGCGUGUGUGGGAUUCAUCCACUGCUAUAUUGACUUCUGUUCAUAUGGAGGGACAAUCAGCUCGCUUCAGACUUCCUUAUGGAUACGUCUUCAGCAACUUGGUUCAAGAUGCAACUGUUUCAGUGAAGGCGCUGAAGCAUCUAUAUCAUAUGACUGUCCGCGGUUCAUACAGUGACAUGCCUUCCCCGGAGGCCGAAGGUCCCAAAUGCAUGCCGUAUCUGACUUUGGCCAUCGCGUCUUUCUGCGUGGAGAUCGCUGAUGAUCCCUUCGAAGGGCGAUUGAAUUUAGCUUGGAGGGCCGGACUUGAGGCUGCCAAAAUUCGCGUGGAUCGAGAACAAGCCUACGAGGACAAAGUAGCGACUAUUAUCAAUGCCGAUGUCACUCAAGGCGGAUCUCCUGCUGAGCUUCGAGCGGAGUAUCGAUUUUCCUCAAAGCACUCUGUGUCAAUAGAAGAUGCGCGACAACGCCUCUAUAAGGUCCAUUCAAUAGAUUGGGGCUUACGACUUGAUCAUUUCCAGAAGGAUCAAAUUCGGAAUGAAGAAGCUGUGAGGCACGAAUUUCAUCCCUCGUUUCAAUCAGCAAGCAGGAUUCGAAACAUCGUUGACGUUUCUCCCGACGACCCAUGCACUCCACUGUUUCGCGCCUUGAUCAGAAAUCUAUCGCUGUCUACUGCGCCGCCUUCAUUUCCCGCCGAUUCACUUCCGGAAUACUUGUAUGAGCAAGAGAUUAUGCGAUUGCCGUUAUUCGAUAUUCCACCUCAUGAAGACCUUGAUCGGACGUCCUGGACUUUCGAUACUGAUCUAGUCAUUGCAGAAGAAUUGGCCGGGGGCGCGUCCGUCGAUUGGGUACUGUGUCCCGUAUCUUAUGCUCACGAUGGUAUUCAUGGUGCUGCGCCACUCUCCAUUUCCGUUCCCAAGACAAUUAUGCCAGUGAAGAUUUGUUCUUGGGGUAUGAGUUAUGGACCCGCGACUCAAGACCUGAUGAAGAUUCUGGACACCAUCACCAGCACACCCCGUGAUUCUUCUCCUGGUUUAGGUUUUUGGGACAAGCUGAGGCUCAUAUUUCAUUGGAGUGUAAGGGCAUCAUUCAAGGGCGAAGGCUUCGAGAUCCCCACGAGAUACUUGGGAAGGGCGCCGGUUUUCGCUCUAGCUUGGCAGGGCAACGUUAAGCUUUUGAUUGGGCGUCAUAAUGACGACAAGGAACUCGUACAGGUUAUCAGUGAUUCUAUGAUGAUUGUUAUACCGAACUUUCAUCGGAGCGAUGCUGGCUCUCUCACCUUCGCCCCUGUAUCUCAGCCGUUCAAAAAGAUCUGUGCGAAAGUUCUCUCCGGUGUCCGCUUUGGUGUCGGUUUUGUGCUUGAACGGGCUUGUGGUUCUGAAUGCCAACAUUGCAAUGGCUCCGCCUUCCAUCGGAAAUGCAGAUUCUUCGAUUUCAAACCUCACUACAAGGUUAAACUGGAGAAAAAGAAUGCAACGCCUGAAAUUAAGGGACCAGACGAUUCGUAUAAAGGGUUUCGGUCUGAUUUCAUUCACCUUGGUCUAUACCUCACACCCAAAGUCUUUGCCCAUUUCUGGUCAUGGUGGUCUUUAUUCGACGCUGUCAUGUCUCUGCCAAUUCGCCAGGGCCCUUAUUAUCCAAGGCGUACAAUAUCUCCCAAAUUUGGACGACAUAUCGCCACUCUGAAGUAUCGUGUAUCAAUCCGUCAGUUGUCUAUCAUGCAUGGUUACAUAGACAACGGUAGAGAAACUUGGGCAGAUGGAGUUACGCCCUGGGUUGGUGUGAAGGGUAAGAUCGACGAAUUUCAGGUCGACAUGCAUCAACGGGAUCAAGAAACUGUUGUCCCGGGUUUGGGCCCUCAUUCCACCAAAGUCCUACGAAGGAAGCCUUUCUACGCAGCAGAGGUUGUCCUGAAAGGCUUGGAUCUUCGUGCCAUUCUUGCAAUCUUCGCAGACCCCAAGAAGCAACUGAUACCGGUCAAUGCCCCUCAAAAUGGCAGUAACUAUAGGACAAGGAACAACUAUCCCACGACACCCAUGCCUUCAGUUUGGUAUGAUCCUGAUGAUUUUGUGGAAACGGAUUGGUCGUCAUCCCUUGAUCCUACUUUCCAUGUUUUGCCGGUCGUCGCGUGCUCACACUUCAUGUUCUUCAAACGGAACGAUGCUCUCGUAGAAAAUCCCUCAGAGACUAGUAAAUUUGGCAACGAGGACAGUCAUGUUUGCCUCCUCGGAAAAGAACCUUCUGUGCCUGAGGUCCAAGUUGCUCUCACUUCGUCAAGAAUCGAGGAGCUCAAAUGUCUCGACACAUCUCCCGGUAAGAAGGUUGUGCUGCUGGAGAAAUAUAUAUCGAGCCUUCACGAGCCUCAUAUCAAUCUCGACGGAAACGAUGCUAGCUCCCAUUAUCAGAUGCCAUCUGACAGUGUUUCGCCUGACGAGUGGGCCGAGUUCGAUAAUGUUUACCAGAUACAUUGUCCGAAGAUCUUCAUGGAUGCUGCAGUUCGUGACGAUUGGAAUACCAUAUGGCUUCUCGUGCCUGUGAAGUUUGUCCGAGACCAAGCAAACGACGUUGCUGAGAUCACAGCCUCAGAACAGCUGCUGAACCAUCUGCGAAGAACUGCAGCCCAUGCUGCCGCAAGCGCACUUAAAGCACAUGUUCGCUCGCGACGAUUCUAA